Messenger RNA from Cryptococcus amylolentus CBS 6039, 489 nucleotides. RefSeq lists its product as hypothetical. The record is from RefSeq and is a predicted model, not a curated record. Lineage: Eukaryota; Fungi; Basidiomycota; Tremellomycetes; Tremellales; Cryptococcaceae. Bases 1 to 489 code for a protein of 162 amino acids. The transcript has a single exon.
AUGUCCUGCACCGCUCUCCGCGCACUCCCUCAUCCUCGUCAUCUCAUCUCCCCUCGCAUGCGCAUAGCUCGAGCCUGCGCCUCCAACUUCAGCACCUCUUCCAACCCAUCCCCCAUAUCAAUGUCCCCAGUCCAAUCCGACGCCAUCCCAAAAAUAACCCCCACCCCUCUCUCCCGUGACGUCCUCGUCAAACUACACAAACUCUCAGCUCUGCAUCCCCCGCCAGGAGGUUCGGCAGAGGAGGCAGAGAUGGUGGAGGAACUGGGAGAGCUAGUGGGUCUGAUGGACUUGGUAAAGCAGGUGGAGUUGCCGCAGGAAGAGAUUGAAGGGCUGUUGGGCGAAGGCAUAGGGGCCAUCAGAAUUGGGCAAACGGAUGCUAGUGGGAAAGAAGAGGAGACAUUAGAGAAGGAGGGAUCUGGAAAGAAGCUGCUUGCAUGGAGUCCGACGAGAGUGGGCGAUUUCUACUCUUCGGCUCUCAAGAAGACAUGA